Sodiomyces alkalinus F11 is the source of this 2320-nucleotide messenger RNA. RefSeq lists its product as hypothetical. Gene Ontology annotation, molecular function: protein phosphatase regulator activity. NCBI's taxonomy places the organism in Eukaryota, Fungi, Ascomycota, Sordariomycetes, Glomerellales, Plectosphaerellaceae. Gene Ontology annotation, biological process: protein dephosphorylation. The transcript is spliced from 3 exons. Bases 45 to 1937 code for a protein of 630 amino acids. Gene Ontology annotation, cellular component: cytoplasm; nucleus; protein phosphatase 4 complex. The record is from RefSeq and is a predicted model, not a curated record.
CCCACUUCAUCCUAUCGACCAAGGUCCAACUAACACAAUCCACCAUGGACGGGGAACUAGACGACGACCUUCUUCGCCAACUUGCUUCUGGCAAUUCCAUAGAUGAUACCUGUUGGCCAGCUUUGCUCGACGGUAUUCUUGCCACACUUGACAAAAUAGCCCACAAUGACUUCCCAAUACCCAACCUACCGCCCCCUCGUCAGCCUGUGAACCCACUGGCACCAACCGAACAACAAUCCACCUCUCCCAUACUCUCUUCUUCCAUCGAACCAGUCGCCAGCCAACCUUCAUCCUCAUCACAAGACGCCGACAAGGAGAACAACCAGCCCCCUACCUCCGCCCCGAAACCCGACUCCGAUGCUCCCCCGUCCGAUGCCACCGCCACCGCCACCGCCACCACCACCACCCCUCCAGCUACCGCUUCGGCCCCGACAUCCUCUGCCGCCCCCGGUACCCUCCCGCCCCAGAUCCAGGAUAUGCUCACCGAGAUCAACCAAGUGCUACGGGACAACUUUUCCAAGCAUCCGCCUCACACCAUCCAGCGUCUGGCCGAGCUGAUCCUCGAACCGCGCCGCCACUACCGCCACCUCGCGCCCUACCUGCAUGCCGUAGACCGCGUCGUCCACGUCACCUCCGGAAGCAACGUCUACCCCCUCCCGACCGCCCUCCCCGACAUGUCCUCCAUGAGCCUCCUCUCCAACGGCGUCACCAACCCCGCUGCCGCCAUCUCCUGGGGAAAUCCCACCACCAUCAACACCACCGCCGCCGCCGCUGCCGCCGCCGUAGGCUCCGACGAGGCCCUCGGUGGCGCCCUGCUGACCCCGAUCCCCUGGCUCACCCGCCGCCCCAGCCCGCACGCCGACUCGGCCUCUUCCAGUCCCGCGCCUACCCAAUCGGCAGGCGACCUCCCUCAGCCUCACCACCAACCUCAACACGCAAUUCGCACCGAGUCGACCGAGACCAUCGAAGGUCCGAACGGCAUGGGCUCCAUUGAGACUGUCAGCGUUAGCAUCAACGGCAACCCUUCUUCUAUGGCCGCCGCUGCCGCUGCCGGUGCUAGUGCUGGUGCUGGUGUUGUUGGUGUUGGUGCUGGCGCUGGCGCUGGCGCUGGCGCUGACAACACGGGUCUGCGCCCCAUCACCCAGGGCGAGUUACUGCGACAGGAGCAGCAGCGCGGUGUGGUUCCUGUCAACCAACUGGCGCGCCAAGCGGAAGAAGUCGCCUCUCACCACGCCCAAGCCGCCGCUGCCGCUAUCGCCGCUGCGAGACGCGGCGCUUCUGCGGGCGAUGCGCACGGUGACGCCGCCGCCGCCGCCGCCACGGAUCCCGCUUCUUCGUCGUCCGUGGGAGACCAGACGCGCCGGCCUGGUGACCGAGAGGACGACGACGACGACAAGGGGAACAAGGGCGAGCAUGAAGCUGACGUGCCGCACGCCCGCGGGCCGGGGGAGAUCGGCGUGAAUGACCUCGGCCCGCAGAGUGCAAGCACCAUGCGAUACGUCGAAGGUGUCGGAGGUCACGCCGUGGAGAUGCAGGGCAUUGACGUCGAGGCGGCUGUCGGUCGCAAGGCGGACCCGGCGCGGACACCUGCAUCUGCGUCUGCCGGAACGGCGGAGCAGGCCGAUGAGGCCGAUGACGCGGCUGGCGUGGGACGACAGGCGCAAGAGUCGUCUACUGGUCGUGCCGAGGACGAUGCCGUUUCCGAUGCCGAAAGCGAGACGUCGCAGAAGCGUGAGGCGGGUGAGGAGCUGCAGGGUAGCCCUGUCACGAAGAAGGUUAAAGAAGAGGGCGAGGGCGCUGCGGAUGCUCACGGGGACGGGGACGGGGACGGGGAUGAAACGAUGAAGGAGACGACGGAAGGGGAGACCAAGGCAGAAGCGGAAGCGGAAGCGGAAGCCGAAGACGGCGCAUCAGGCGAGACGGUUGUGGGGAGAUAGGCGAACCUUCUCCCGGUAUGGAUGCUGCCGCGACUCUUCAAGGAGGACCGUGAUGAUGGACGGGAAUGAGAUGAGCCUCGAGCAUGGGGGAUGGGCCUUGGAACGAAAACUAUUCUCUGCGUAUGAGCUUCUAACGACUGGGACCAUACCCACGAAAGGGUGGAGGACGGUGUUAAUAGGGUAGAAUUACGGAUCAUGCAGGCUUCGGAUAACAUCGUAGGGUGUCUGCCGCACGUCUUCAGUGCGGGUUCAAACAUGCCAGUGCCAGACAUGAAAUUAGCAGAGCCCUAUAAACUCCUGUCUAACCCCCCGAUUCCCAUUAUGCCUGUCGCAAAAUUCCAGUUUAUGAUGAAGAAAAAAAACGAAAGAAAAAAUAACGCCCC